AUGUCUGCGAUUUUUUGUCGAAUACAAAACGACAACAUCGGAGAAGAAAAGUUCCGCAAACUUUGGUGUGAGCAACAAUUGGUAGCGAGUCAAGAAAGACGUAGAGUCGACCAAGAUCCUAACGAUGAUCGUGCCCGUUAUUGGGCAGAAAACAGAUUUGAUCGUUACUUUGCCAACAGGACCGGUACAGACUAUUGCUCGUAA
Paraglomus brasilianum is the source of this 204-nucleotide messenger RNA. NCBI's taxonomy places the organism in Eukaryota, Fungi, Glomeromycota, Glomeromycetes, Paraglomerales, Paraglomeraceae. The record is from the annotation of a GenBank genome assembly.